This is a messenger RNA of Camelus dromedarius (Arabian camel), 1833 nucleotides long. RefSeq names its product pleckstrin homology and FYVE domain containing 1 (gene PLEKHF1). The transcript has 2 exons. NCBI's taxonomy places the organism in Eukaryota, Metazoa, Chordata, Mammalia, Artiodactyla, Camelidae. Gene Ontology annotation, cellular component: early endosome; lysosome. Bases 240 to 1079 code for a protein of 279 amino acids. The record is from RefSeq and is a predicted model, not a curated record. Gene Ontology annotation, biological process: positive regulation of intrinsic apoptotic signaling pathway; positive regulation of autophagy; endosome to lysosome transport. Gene Ontology annotation, molecular function: metal ion binding; phosphatidylinositol binding.
AACCGCCUGGCCCCUGAAGCGUUUGACUUUAUGACUUUCGAUGGGAGUUGUCAAAGGAAACAGGGCUGGGUUUACUCUCCCUUUUCACAGAGGGAGUAACUGAGGCAGGCCCAGAGAGAGGUGGCAGUUCCUUCCCAGCCUGGAAUCACCUGGAAUCUCCUCCCCUCUCUCCCCGAACACCCAAAGAGCUGUGCAGGGGAGAGCUGUCAUCAGCCCCUUUCUCAGCCGAGUGGCCGAAGAUGGUGGACUACCUGGCGAACACGGAGAUCAACAGCCAGCGCAUCGCCGCGGUGGAGAGCUGCUUCGGGGCGUCGGGGCAGCCGUUGGCACUGCCGGGGCGGGUGCUGCUGGGCGAGGGCGUGCUGACCAAGGAGUGCCGCAAGAAGGCCAAACCGCGCAUCUUCUUCCUCUUCAACGACAUCCUGGUGUACGGCAGCAUCGUGCUCAACAAGCGCAAGUACCGCAGCCAGCACAUCAUUCCGCUGGAGGAGGUGACGCUGGAGCCGCUGCCCGAGACCCUGCAGGCCAAGAACCGCUGGAUGAUCAAGACGGCCAAGAAGUCCUUCGUGGUGUCGGCCGCCUCGGCCACGGAGCGCCAGGAGUGGAUCAGCCACAUUGAGGAGUGCGUGCGGCGGCAGCUGCUGGCCACGGGCCUGCAGCCCAGCACGGAGCACGCGGCGCCCUGGAUCCCCGACAAGGCCACGGACAUCUGCAUGCGCUGCACGCAGACGCGCUUCUCGGCGCUCACGCGGCGGCACCACUGCCGCAAGUGCGGCUUCGUGGUCUGCGCCGAGUGCUCCCGCGAGCGCUUCCUGCUGCCGCGCCUCUCGCCCAAGCCCCUGCGCGUCUGCAGCCUCUGCUUCCGUGAGCUGGCCGCCCAGAAGCGGAAGGAGGAGGAGGAGGAGCAGGGCUCCCGGCCCCCCGGGCAGCCAGCCUACCUGGCCGGAGCCGUCUGCGGGGCGUCCAGCGGAGAAGAUGACGACUCGGACGAGGACAAGGAGGGCAGUGGGGACGGAGACUGGCCCAGCCGCGUGGAGUUCUACGCCUCCGGCGUCUCCUGGUCAUCCUUCCACAGCUGACGCCAGGUCUGCAGACCUGAGGGAGGGCUCCCCUAUGCGUUUUGGCAUCUAAGCAGAUGCCACUGCCCAGGCCCCUAAGAGGGCAGAGUUCCCGAAGCCACUUAGUGCCCUUAAGACUACUCCACGGCACCCAACCCAUGGGUGGCGGGCACAGAGGGAGUGGCUCCUUUUCCCUGAACCCUCAGUGCCUUUGUUUGGACAUGGGCGUCCUUCUAGUUCCACUCCAGGUAAUUUUUCAUUUAGCAAACCAAAAACACUUAGGCUUCUCGGCAACAAACGCCAUUUCUCAGCCCUAUGAGCCUUAGCUCCAGACGACCCCAGGCACCUUUAGGGACCAGAGAGAAGAUAGGACUGGAGUGAGGUCCCCUCCUCUCUGAAGCCUUGAACCACAGCACCUGGCCCUGCCCCCCUGCAGGGAAGACUGUGGGCCCUGAGAGACCUCGGGGAAACCAGCGCCUGCCUGCCCUCCUUUCAGGUCAGGUAUGUGGGCUCACUCAGAGCCAGGCAAGAGGCUGCCAUGCUGUGGGUGCCUGUGAGGCCCAGGGACUGCAGCCUGAGCUCCCCACAGUCCAGGGAAGCCUGCCAAGGCCACUGGCCCCAUCUCCCAUCUUUCCAGGUGUCUGAGGCCUCUCAGUCCUGUCCUCAUCCCUCCCUGUGCUGGGGAAAGCAGUAUUUUUCCAUUGGGACUCUUAAUUGCAAGCGACAGAAACCCUACCCAGACUGACUUAAUAAUAAAAAGAAAGUUUAUUGUCUC